UUUUGCAGAUGUCAUUAACCUAUUUCCUUUCUUCCCUGUCUUCAGGAAUUUGAGCAUUUCAUUGCCAAGUUUGGUGACUCUGGCUUUGUCCUGGUGGCCCUGGGCUCCAUGGUGAGCACCUAUCAGUCCCAGGAGGCUCUCAUGGAGAUGAACAAUGCCUUUACUCAUCUUUCCCAAGGGGUGAUAUGGUCAUGUAAGUCUCUUCAUUGGCCCAAGGACAUCCAGUUGGCAACAAAUGUGAAAAUCGUGGACUGGCUUCCUCAGAACCACCUAUUGGCUCACCCUCGCAUCCGUCUUUUUGUCACCCAUGGUGGAAUGAAUAGCAUAAUGGAGGCCAUCCAACAUGGCGUUCCUAUGGUGGGGAUUCCUGUCCUUUCAGACCAGCAUGAUAAUGUGGUCCGAAUAGAAGUCAAAAAUUUAGGUGUCUCCCUGCAGUUAAAGCAGCUGAAGGCUGAGAUGUUGGCUCUGAAGAUGAAGAAAGUCAUAGAAGACAAGAGGUACAAAUCAGCAGCGGUGGCCGCCAGCAUCAUCAGUCGCUCCCACCCCCUAACCCCUGCCCAGCGGCUGGUGGGCUGUAUUGACCACAUCCUCCAGACGGGGGGUGCAGCAGACAUCAAGCCUUACGCCUUGCAGCACCUGUGGCAUGUGCAGUAUCUGUUAGAUGUCUUCUUGUUUCUGCUCUUGGUCACCCUGGUCCCCGUGUGGCUCUGUGGGAAACUGCUGGGCAUGGCAGCCAGGUAG
Messenger RNA from Manis javanica (Malayan pangolin), 741 nucleotides. RefSeq names its product UDP-glucuronosyltransferase 3A2-like. The record is from RefSeq and is a predicted model, not a curated record. Lineage: Eukaryota; Metazoa; Chordata; Mammalia; Pholidota; Manidae. Gene Ontology annotation, molecular function: glucuronosyltransferase activity. Gene Ontology annotation, cellular component: UDP-N-acetylglucosamine transferase complex.